Hyaloperonospora brassicae is the source of this 1443-nucleotide messenger RNA. The record is from the annotation of a GenBank genome assembly. NCBI's taxonomy places the organism in Eukaryota, Oomycota, Peronosporomycetes, Peronosporales, Peronosporaceae.
AUGUGGCGUCGCGUAGGGUUGUUCGCUGUCCUCACUGGAGCGGCUCUGCCUCUGAGCUCGGCCUCGAGCGCCGCGCACCUCACUAUGAUGGUGUCCAAAGACUCCACGACAAGUGCUUCGAACACUUCGAAUUCCGUGGAAGAGGUCGAGGCCGGGACGGUCUCAGCCGCUGACGCCGACAGUCUGCCUCCCUCGACGGCCAAAACUCCCAAACCUGACGAUAGCGCGCCUGCCGCCAAAGACAAAGGCAGCGACGCUGGCGAGUGGCACAUGGCGGCUGUCACGUCGGUGCAAGCGCGUGUCCAGGGCGACGCGCCCGUGUGGAACGAAGCCGCCAAGAUGUGGCUGUCCAAGUUUGGCGACACGACGGAGCUCGCGUACAUGAACAACUUGGACACUGUCAACACGGCGUCCGUCGAGGGCGCGCUGAUGUUUGUCCAAGCGGAAGGCAUCAACGUGAACGAGCAGUCGGUCAAGUGCCAGCGCAAGAACAACAUGCAGUACGUCGUGUUCUACGAAGUGACGAUCGUGCAGCCGACGUACGGGAUCAAGUACUACGAGAAGCACACGCCGCCAGAGUACGGCGAGUUCGUGGCCAUGGACGGCGCCAAGUGCACGAACGAAGGCAGUGACUUGAGCGAGCACUGCAAAGUGUACUACGGCCUCGACGGGACGGUCGACGUUGGUCCAAUGGUAGGCGCGAACCUGCAGACAGCGGACCCGCGGGCGCCGUACCCUGGCAACUACUGGUUCUCGUACCCGGGCUCGUGUGCGCAGAAGCUGCGUGCGGACAAGACGGACGAGUGUCGAGCCGAGUAUCCCGGCGGGUUGUGUGCCAUGGGCGUCCAGCCCGACGGCGACAACUGCACGUUCAGCUACAAGAUUCUCGGCUACCUGAACAUCGACGACCUGGUCGGGAUCACGGAGAUGGGCUACGGCAACUACACGGACUUUUGUGCGGACGGCGGUGUGGAGUUCAAGGCGUCAAACACGGGCAGCGGCUUUGACGUGGAGGAGUCGAUCGGGUUCUGGGAGAAGCCUGGCGAUGAGGCCGCGAAUUCGAAUCGCACGGACACUAUGGUGGAGAUCUACAACAAGCUCGUGAGUGAUGGGACGAGCUCCAACAUGGAGGCACUUCCAUCGAUUGAUGAGCUGACGUCGGCGAACCCCAAGUGCUACGAGAACAGCCAGGCGUGCGCCACCUCUCAGUACGGCUGCAACCGGACGCUGUAUUCGCAGGUCUGUACCGUGUGCUCGUCCGAAGCGGACGGCUGUGAGGCUGCUCCAUCGACGUUUUCGUUCCCGGAGCUGAAACUGCCUGCCAACUCGUCAAACAGCUCGUCGAGCCUGACCGCUAACGGUACACCGGGAGGCAGAGUGACGUCAUCGGUAGCCUCGGUCCUUCUGGGUCUUGCAGCUGUCCUCGCUAGCAGUCUGCUGUAG